Molecule: messenger RNA, 4102 nt
Organism: Portunus trituberculatus (swimming crab)
Lineage: Eukaryota; Metazoa; Arthropoda; Malacostraca; Decapoda; Portunidae
Product: LMBR1 domain-containing protein 2 homolog
Exons: 12
Coding region: 1764-3932 (722 amino acids)
Cellular component (GO): membrane
Source: RefSeq, a predicted model, not a curated record
UGUAGUGAUAGAAGAAAUAGGAGUAGAAGCAUGUAGUGAGAUGAGAGAGGAAUGCUAGGGAAUGGAUGGAGUACCUGCUGGGGCUGUGUGGUGAGAGACAGGUAAAUGGUCGGGUGAUUGAGGGUGUGAAAGAUUUCUUUAGAGAGUGCCUGGAGGGAACGUAUGAGAAUGAUUGAAAGGCAGGGACCCCUCAGGGACAGGGAUGGGGAUGGGGAACAGGUGUGAAUGUGAUGAAUGAUGAGGGAGGGGGGAGGCAGGGAAAGCUUUAAUACUUCAAACUUCCUGCCCCGUUCUUCCAUUUCCAGGUGUGUAUGGGAGAACGCCGAUCCAAAGGUUACACCGACAGCAAGUGCUGGGUGACUCCCAACUCAAGCUCAAGCUCAAGCUCAAGACAACCUGACAAGUCGGGCAAUGGCUACCUUCACUCAGUUGUUUUUAUAGUUCUUUAUCGUGCUAAAACUAACUUGACUUGAUUGUGCCUGCAGCCUGUCACGUCUUUAAACAACACACUAUCCUAUAGGAACAGACGCUCUGUUUGGUGAUAAUUUCAAGACUGGUGUAGUGCAUUAGCAGAAGAAUCUCUGAAGAUGCGUAAGGGAUCUGCUCCACCAUUGAAGGAAGUGCUCCCACGCAAGGGUAUACUCUACCAGGAAGACUUUGCUUACCUGGCACUGUGCCGCCCCAAAUUAAUGCCCCUCAAGUCAGUGACCUUGGAAAAGUUGGAGGCCAUGCAGAAGAGUGCCCAGGAGAAGUUGAAGCAACAGCAGGAGCAGCAGGAAGAGCAGCAAGGCAUGAGCUCUAGCAUGGGGGGAAAAACACGUCUUUUAUAAAUCUCAAUAUGAAUUUCAUUGUGAUAGAAAAGCAUCACUAACUAGCCGUCUGAAGUACACACUGUAGCUAUUAUUUGAUCACCUGUGGUCGUUUACUUGAACAGUUUGGAAGAAUUUACUUGAAUGACUACUUCUGCAUUUUGUGCUUGAAGAAAAAAAUUCUAUAAUUGAUUUAUUUGUAUCUAUGUGUGAAAUAUUGGGUUUAAGUGAUACCACAAUACAAUACUGGUAAAGAUCAAGAUUCUCAGAAUAUUAGUUAUGAUUCUACUGACUAUAUGCAUGAAGUUUAUGUGAAUCAUUACAAGCUGAAAUCAUCAACAAGCUGAAGUAAGCAUGAACUCUCAACUCUGAAAAAAUCACUGAUUUCAGAAAGUACUUUCAAGUUUGAAAACUGGAUAUAGGGUUUUUCUUUAGAAAGCAUAAAAAGUGGAGCUGUAGAAAGUAUACAUAUCUAUCAUUCAAAAGAGACUACAUCAUCUGUUAUGGUCCAAAUCAAGAUUAGAUGAGAAUAAAUAUACUAUCUACUGUAUUACAAGAAACAAUAUUUAUAAAGGUUUAGGAAGUGAAGGCACCUUCAAAGAAUGCAAAAAAAAUAACGUUGACAAAGAAAAUCCACCAUAAAGUGUGAAGAUGCCAUCUACUCAUCUUGAAUGUAACAGCAAAUAAUGUGUCAUAUAAACCCAAAACCUCAUGAAGUUGAAACAAAAAAUUUACUUAUGAAGAUAUUCAGGAAGUCAUUUCUUCACAAAGAUGCUUGAAGAAGACGUGAAGGGAAGAAAGGAAAGAACCUGAACAAGAUAUUUUGACACUUGAAGAAAUGACAGAGGCUUGUUUAUAAAAGUUUCUCUACACACUUUUAAGAAAAGGAAAAUAGGUACAUCUUUAUAAACAAAACAGUUAUUAAAGUUUUUGUUUGAUUCUAAGUCUAUUAAGAUGAGUGUAGGACCCUUAGUGGUGGAGGUGCUGCUGACCUUCUUAGUAGCAGCGGUGGUGCUGUGUCGUUAUGGCAACUGGUACCGCCAUCACCUGGUGGUCACUGUGUCAGUCUUGGUGGCCUGGUACUUCUCAAUGCUGAUUGUCUUCAUCCUGCCACUGGACGUCUCCAAUACUAUCUAUGAGAACUGCUUACAGGACCUAAAGGAACAAACAAUAGUUAAGCCCUCCAAUGCAGCAUUACCUGAUGGUGAUGGUGGAGAUGGGGGUAACUACACUCUGAUGGCUGCUGAUUUAACCAUCGAGGGAGUGGAUGGUACUAACAUCACCUCCCUCAAUAUCACCACCACCACCACCACCACCACCCCACCAGCACCACAAGUGGGAUGCCUCAAGCCAUGGAGCUUUGUGCCUGCUGGAGUAUUCCCUGUCUUCUGGAGGGUGGUUUACUGGACAUCACAGUUCUUAACAUGGGUGAUAUUGCCUCUGAUGCAGUCAUACACAAAAGCUGGAGAUUUUACAUUCGGAUCCAAGCUCCGCUCUGCACUGAUAGACAACUUUAUUUAUUAUGGGUCUUAUCUAGUUAUUGUGGGCAUCCUCCUGCUGUACAUUGCCUUUACUAACAUGGGCCUUGAUGGAGCCAAGCUGCGUGCCAUUGCUGCUUCUGCCUCCAACACUUGGGGGAUGUUUUGGUUAGUUUUACUGUUGGGCUAUGGUUUGGUUGAGGUACCCCGCUCCAUCUGGCACUCAGCUUCCACUCUUCACACCCUUCACCAUGCCUACUUCCAUGCUGCCAAACUUUCCCAAGAACGUGCUGAAUCCAACGAACGGGUCAGCGAUCUCCUUCAGAGCAUGAGGGCUCUGGGUGGAAGCAUUGGGCCUGGCCAUCCCCUGCGGCCACACAUGGAUGUGAUAGAGAGUAAGGUGCCCACAGAGCUACUGGACAGAGUUCGCCGCCAACCACCCCCAGAUUCCCCACAUGCUGAUGUACCAUCAGAGAAGGCUCUUGUCAGGCUCCAUAAACAGUUGCUCAAGGCUCUGCAAAACCAGCGACGUGUUGAGACCCAAUGGGGGCUACUGGUGGAGAAAGUAGUGCAUCUGGAGGACACCUAUCGUAACUCUCUUUCCCAUGACUCCACCUUUAAGCACUCCACUCCGCCGAACCGCCACCACCUCAUCUCUUAUGUUUACACACCUACAAUAGAGUGGGUGUGGCGGUGCAAGGUACGCGGGUGUUUGCUGCGGGCACUGGCAGUGUUUUUUGCCCUGGUGUCUGUGGUGGUGGUGUGGUCUGAGCUUACUUUCUUCAGCACCAAUCCCACAAUAUCCCUCUUUGCUGUGUUUGUCAACCUAGCCAAGGCCAAUUAUGACUACUUCACUAUUGAGGUAAUCUCUUCUUUGUCCAUGGCGUACAUUGCCCUGUGUGCCUACUCCACCCUCUUCAAGAUCCGUGUGCUCAAUCUGUACUAUCUGGCACCACACCACCAAACUGAUGAGUACUCCCUCAUCUUCUCUGGUAUGAUGCUGUGUCGCCUCACCCCACCCAUGUGCCUCAAUUUUCUCUCCCUCAUCCACAUGGACUCCCACGUCAUCAAAGUCCGCACAGAAGAGACCCAUUAUACCCAGAUUAUGGGUCACAUGGACGUUAUUCGCAUCAUCAGUGACGGGUUCAACAUUUACUUUCCAAUGAUGAUUGUGGCACUGUGCCUGGCCACCUACUACAGCCUAGGAUCUCGUCUCCUCUCAGCUCUUGGGUUCCAGCAAUUCAUGUGUGAUGAUGACCUCACCACUGACUUGAUUGAGGAAGGCAAGACUCUCAUCAACCGAGAAUCCCGUCGCCGCCAGAGGAUGGAAGACAAUGCUGCCAGACGCAAGGACUUUGCAGAAAGAUUUGGAGGUGGAGAGUCAUCAGCCAGCAUGUACAGGUCAGCACGACAGAGAGCAGAGGAAUUGGUGCGACCACUAAGGAGGGAAGACUCAUCAGAAUCUGCCCAAUUGGAGCUCCUAAGUGGGUCACAAAGUAUAGCUGACUAUGCUUCUCACACCACUACCACCUCUUCCAUGGAUGAUCCAGAGGUUGGGCAGGGUGGAGUCAGGUUGGGUGGUCUUGGCCAGUAUUCCAGAGCUCGCACGCACAAGCCUGACAAGGGGCUGUUUGAUGAUGUAUAAGUAUCAUGCCAUAAAAUUAACUUCAGUAUAGUGCAUUCUGGCACCCUUCAAGUGAACAAUUGGCACUUAUAAUAAGAGGUCCAAAUUUUACUUAGAGUCUGUGUUUAUCUUCUGGAAAAUAGAUAAGAAUUAUGACAAUUCAAACAAAUAAAGUACACAAUACGAAUAUU